Molecule: messenger RNA, 2435 nt
Organism: Tachysurus vachellii
Lineage: Eukaryota; Metazoa; Chordata; Actinopteri; Siluriformes; Bagridae
Gene: dnaja2b
Product: DnaJ heat shock protein family (Hsp40) member A2b
Exons: 9
Coding region: 91-1332 (413 amino acids)
Biological process (GO): protein refolding; response to heat
Cellular component (GO): cytosol; cytoplasm
Molecular function (GO): ATP binding; Hsp70 protein binding
Source: RefSeq, a predicted model, not a curated record
UAAAAAUAAAAACAGCGUAGCCGGCUUUUCUUUCCUCAGCUCGUUGUUGUGCUCGCGGUCCGGUUCGUUUUCACCUUGUGGUUCGGAGACAUGGCGAACGUAGCGGACACCAAACUCUAUGACCUCCUCGGUGUUUCUCCUUCGGCUACCGAGAACGAGCUGAAAAAGGCGUAUCGCAAACUGGCAAAAGAGUAUCACCCUGAUAAGAAUCCCAACGCAGGAGACAAGUUUAAGGAGAUCAGCUUUGCGUAUGAGGUGUUGACUAACCCUGAGAAGAAGGAGCUGUAUGACCGUUAUGGAGAACAGGGCCUGCGUGAGGGUGGUGGUGGUGGAGCUGGGAUGGAGGACAUUUUCUCGCACAUCUUUGGCGGAGGUCUGUUUGGGUUCAUGGGUGGUCAGAGCAGCAGGAACCGAAACGGGGGACGACAGAGGGGAGAGGAUAUGGUGCAUCCACUCAAGGUGUCUUUAGAAGAUCUUUACAAUGGCAAAACCACCAAACUCCAGCUGAGCAAGAAUGUCCUGUGUAGCUCCUGCAAUGGUCAGGGGGGAAAGACGGGUGCAGUGCAGAAGUGUACUGCGUGCAGAGGCAGAGGGAUGAGGAUCAUGAUCAGACAACUGGCUCCUGGUAUGGUCCAACAAAUGCAGACGGUGUGUAGCGACUGCAACGGGGAAGGUGAGGUGAUCAGCGAGAGAGACCGGUGCAAACAGUGUGAGGGCCGUAAGGUGUGUAAGGAGGUGAAGACGUUGGAGGUGCAUGUGGAUAAGGGAAUGAGACACGGGCAGAAGAUUACGUUCAGCGGAGAAGCAGAUCAGUCUCCCAACACCGAGCCUGGAGAUAUUAUACUGGUGCUGCAGGAAAAGGAACAUGAGGAGUUCCGCAGGGACGGUAACGACCUGCACAUGUGUCAGACUAUUGGCCUGGUGGAGGCGCUGUGCGGCUUCCAGCUCACUCUCACACACCUUGAUGGGCGACACCUCCUUAUCAAAUACCCUGCUGGAAAGGUCAUCGAGCCAGGUGCUGUAAGGGUGGUGCGUGGAGAGGGGAUGCCGCAGUACAGGAACCCGUUUGAGAAAGGAGAUCUCUACAUCAAGUUCGACGUUAGGUUUCCUGAUAACGGCUGGCUCAGUACAGAGAAGCUAACUGAACUGGAGUAUCUGUUACCGUCGCGUGAUGAGGACACGGUCAUCUCGGCUGACUCCGAAGAGGUCGACCUGCAGGAGUUCGACAUGAGUCAGGGGUCAUCUGGAGGUCAACGGCGUGAAGCCUAUAACGACAGCUCAGAUGAGGAGGGCGGUCCACAUGGGCCGGGUGUGCAGUGUGCCCACCAGUAACAUGUCUCUUACACACACACACACACACACACACACACACGCUUGUUGAUUCACAGUGUAUCACACAUGGAACAAAAACUCCUUCUCUCCAACCCAGUCCUGCCAUCCAUCACUCAUUUAGUGUCAGAGCUCCGUAGUUCACUGCUGCUACCAGAUGUCCGUCUGGAGUGAUUGACAGUUGCGUAGAUGCUUCUGACUCCGAUAUUAAUGCUGCAUUCAACUUGCCUCGAAAGUGGGAACUCAGAAUUGUUUUGUUUUUUUUUUCUCUCUGCACAUUUGAGCUACUAAAUUUGUGAAGAUUCGCAUAGUUGCUUCUGUAUUUGUGUCUUUUGUUAGCAACAAGCCAGCCAGCUGUUCUCAGAACAGUGAAAUGUAGAGUCUGUUAUAGAUUUAAUGAACAAAUCCGUCUGUAAGUACUUUAUUUAAACUGCUGAUGCUUUAAGUGGCCGUCUUGUGACCACUGAUGUCACUCGUACCUGAUUAGGAAUUCCUCAGGAAUGAAGGGGACCUUUUACUUAGCUGGAGGUUUUAGAAGUUAUGAGUUUAAGUCGAAUGCAGCAUAUCUGACCCACUUGAAGCUCCGCCCCCUUCCACGCGUCGCACAUUAGUAAUCUCUUAUGUCACCUUGUAAGGUUUUUCCCUUUGCGUCCUCACUUUGUCACAGUAUGGAGAAUGUUUUCAUCUGUGAAGUGAUGUGUGAAAGGACCAAAAUGUUCUGCGUCUCCAUGGAGAUGACGGUCUGUAACCCCACACACCAUCUCGUCCCCCGACGACUCGCUCACGUCGAUUUAAAGCUGGAAUACUAAACUACAGACUCCAUCUCACGUCAAAAACAAACCUUCUCAAGUUUUAAAUGAAUAAAAAGAAACAAAGAACUGAAAACAAAGAAGAAAAAAAUAUAUAUAUAGAACGGGUUGUUUUUAAUUCAUUACCACAGACAUUACCGACAUUGUAAACUUUUAUAUACUGAAUAUUUAAACCUGAAAAUUCAGUAGGGUAUAAGAUUUAAAUUAUAAACACACACACACACCUCUGAAACAGAGUCAGAAUGGAGACAAGGACAUUGUCAAAAAGUUCAAUAAAACAUUUAUGUGUCUAAUAAA